Histoplasma mississippiense is the source of this 3564-nucleotide messenger RNA. RefSeq lists its product with no specific name. The coding region runs from base 1 to 3564 and encodes 1187 amino acids. Gene Ontology annotation, molecular function: NAD+ poly-ADP-ribosyltransferase activity. NCBI's taxonomy places the organism in Eukaryota, Fungi, Ascomycota, Eurotiomycetes, Onygenales, Ajellomycetaceae. The transcript is spliced from 3 exons. The record is from RefSeq and is a predicted model, not a curated record.
AUGCCGAGGCUAGACUUUGUAUGUGAUUUGCAAGAGGCUUCAAGCCAAGGGAAAACCUCACACAUGGUGAGUGUGAAGGCUGGUGACGAUGAUGGUGUUAUUUCCUGCACAUUUUCCCCAGAUACCCCAUCUGGGAAGCCAGUGGAAAUUCAGAUCCUCGUUUCCGACCUAUCUUUAUACCCAAAGGAGCACGAUUACUUUGUGUAUACAACAACUGAAGAUGUUCCCCAGGCGGUUACUGACGCGCUGGAGGAGGCCCAAUCUUAUCUUCGCGGCCUGUGCAUCUCUGACAUGCUCUUACAAAUUACCAGCACCCUGGAGAAAGCUUUGUCUGCUGAUUCAGGCAGUGAUGUUGAUAUGCCAGAUGUAGCUGAAGACUCCGAUGAUGAAUAUGGAUGGUCCCCACACUCUCCUAAAAUCACGGUGGAGCAAGCCGAAAACCCGGAUACUGGCAAGUCGACCAGAAAUUUAGACAAUAUCGUCCUUGCCAAAAUGGCAGCGGAUCUUCGCGCGGCCAAAAUGGCUGGCUUCAGAGUGGGAUAUUUGGGAGAUCCAGAGAAUAUAAUUAUCUGCAUUUCGUGCCGGAUCUCAAAGCUUGCAAUAUCUGAGGAAGCUAUGCAAGCUUGGCAUGCCGACCUGUGUGAUUCGUACAAGCCUACCCUCCAGAGUGCGCUUAUGGCAUUCAACCGUUCCUCCUCCAAGACGCCACCUACGAACAAGGGGACAGACAGCCUUUCGCAGGCUGACGAACCGAAUACUCGGAGGGUGACUCGGUCGUUCAUCAGCAAACCACUCAAUGCUCUUUUGAACGAACGUUUUAUUAAGAUCCUACGGUACAGACACACCUUCGGCUUCCCUUGGUCUGGAGCAGAAAUUUUCUUCAAUGAUAUACAGGGAAAGUCUCUCGGACAUGCAGACCCGUCAGAUCCUAAAUAUACUAGAGAAGAGAAGCUAGCUGCUUCAUCGACCGCCCUACCGGAAUUAGUAACCUCUGACCAUCUGGUAGAGAAACUUGGUGAUGGCGCCUCUUUUCCACUGAUUACAAUGCAGUUUGUACUCCGUCAUUUCGUCCGGUGCACUGAGUUUUGUCUUGUAUGUCACUGCAAGACAGAGAACGCGUUCGAGGCUCUGAAGCCAUACGUAUGCUCCAAAAGCCUUUGUUUAUAUCAGUUAAUGGCUCUCGGAUUCGGGCCCAGUUUGGAAUGGGAAAUCAUAUCACAGCCCGAUGUUGUGGAUCUCCUUGUUAACUUCACCUAUGCCAGUGCUAAACUGGGCCGGUUGGAUGACUUCCCCACUGGACUUGGGCUUUUGGUUCCCGCUGUUGAAUGCUAUUCUCGUGAUGUAUCACUCGUGGGCUCCGGACUGAGCUCCAAAACCAGCUUAUCAAGUGGAAGUGUGCACCAAGCCAAAUUUGACCAAUCAAAGUUGGAACUUCUUUUCCCAAGUGGCCGUGGGAAUUGCCCUGUUCUUGCUGGGGAUUGGCUUGUAAUGUGCAGCCGUUUGUGCAAUGGACAGUUCCAUUGUCGGGUGCAGGACAUCUCCUUCUUCCCCACGGUUAAACUGUCUAGCGUCAUCACUCGCCGCGUCUCAGCGUCAGCCGGCUCUAAACCGGGCUCUAAUGACAACCAGCCCAGCACCCCAUUGGGAUACCAUGAUGUCACAUUUUGUAUCUAUAACCUUAACUUCGAUGACAUCGAGACCCCUGAGAAGCAGUCUACCAUUACAAUGCUCCUUGAUACAUUGCCCAGUGUCGAUGCGAUGAGGGAGUUCCUGAUGAAUACCACCAAUAAAGCAGAGCCUAUGCUUACCGAUUGGCGCGGCAGGAUCUCCAAGUCAGCUUUGGAUGUGCUGCGUUGGAUUGUUGCUUCAAACCGUUCAUGCAUCAUCCAAGAUGGUCACACGGCAGAUGGAGCAUAUAGAGAUAGCGAUCGUGUCUCUGGUAUGGAAGGCUACAUGCAGUUUAGGUUCGCGCAGGGGGCGCCUGACAAGGAACAGCGAUUCAUUCAGGCAGUCGAUGCCGCAACCUCAAGACUAAACCUCAAAUACCCGACUAUUUUUGCCUGGCAUGGAAGUCAUAUUUCAAACUGGCACGGCAUCUUACGCGAGGGUUUGCAUUUCCGAGAAACACUUAACGGCCGUGCGUAUGGGGAUGGCGUAUAUAUGAGCUCCUUUUUCAGAACAUCGUCCUCUUACAUGAGAGGCUGUCAAGUAGCAUGGCCACAGAGCCGGUUGAAAAUCCAAUCAGCAAUAUCCCUGAACGAAGUCGUCAAUGCACCCAACGAAUUCGUGAGCAAGUCACCUCAUCUUGUCGUAGCGCAGCUGGACUGGAUACAAACGCGCUAUCUGUUUGUUAGCUGUCAGUCUGUUGAAGUCUGCGCAAAAGAUCCCAUGAAAGAGCAUAUCUCGUCUGCUUGCCAUCUGCAAGACCCUGGAUAUACUGCCCAAGGGCCAAAUGGAAAUCCGAUUCGAAUCCCCUUAACGGCGAUUAGCCAAAAGCGCCGUAUUGGUGGGAGUACCCCUAAGGUCCAGCAAGCAAAUGCUGGGGACAUCAAUGCUACUCCGCUAGCAAUUAAGAGUUCUGCUGAUACGCAACAGCAACCCACGAAGGAAGCACUUCAGAUCUUCGGUGACGGCCGUUCCAUUUUUCGACGUGCCGGAAUAUCAAAAUUCGAUAAAUUUUCCCCAAGUACUUCGGCAAAGACCUCAGAUGCAAGGGAAGACCCAUCCACAUCAGAUGGCUAUAUCAGUGAAGACACUGAUGACGACGAUAUCCUCAUACUACUUGAAAACCCCGAGAACCGGUCCCACAAACAGAGCAACAGCAAUAACAGUAAAGGCAACGACAAAGGUAAAGCUCCAGUCCGCGACACACCCAUCACAGCCACUACCAUCUACCCCUCCGCCCCGAAAACCGACUUCGUCCCCGGCACCCUUAUCGCAGCUAAACUUCCGCUCCUCAACCAACCCAAAACAGCAACACCAUGGAGCACUAAAGCCCUCCUACGCGACUUCAAAACCACCCUUCAAACUCAAGAUACCCACCCCCUCCACGAACUAGGUUGGUAUGUCGACCCGAGCAUAACCAGCACAAUCUACCAAUGGAUCGUUGAACUGCACUCCUUCGACCCUUCGCUCCCGCUCGCCACAGACCUCAAGCAAGCCGGUCUCAAAUCCGUCGUGCUCGAACUCCGCUUCCCAAGCGAAUACCCCAUCUCCCCGCCCUUCGUGCGUGUCAUCCGCCCACGCUUUCUCAGCUUCCUAGCCGGGGGGGGCGGCCAUGUCACCGCCGGUGGCGCCCUGUGCAUGGAACUUCUGACCAAUUCGGGCUGGUCAGCGGCGUCGAGCAUCGAGAGCGUGCUGUUACAGGUGCGCAUGGCGAUUUCGAGCAAGGAGCCACAACCAGCGCGUCUAGUUCGUGGGCAGAGUGUCAGUAAAGGGACUGUGAGGGAUUAUGGGGUUGGGGAGGCGGUGGAGGCGUAUAUCCGGGCGUGUCGGAUGCAUGGGUGGGAGGUGCCGAAGGAUUUCGCGAGGAUGGCGACUGGAGGCGGGGGAGGUGUGAUGUAG